Bipolaris oryzae ATCC 44560 is the source of this 2037-nucleotide messenger RNA. RefSeq lists its product as uncharacterized. The record is from RefSeq and is a predicted model, not a curated record. Gene Ontology annotation, biological process: retrograde transport, endosome to Golgi; Golgi to vacuole transport; endocytic recycling. Gene Ontology annotation, cellular component: GARP complex. The transcript is spliced from 2 exons. Gene Ontology annotation, molecular function: syntaxin binding. The coding region runs from base 1 to 2037 and encodes 678 amino acids. Lineage: Eukaryota; Fungi; Ascomycota; Dothideomycetes; Pleosporales; Pleosporaceae.
AUGUGGGGCUUGGAUAGGCUCUCUCAGUACUCGACACCUACCGGCACGCCGCCUCCACGUCGCGACUCCCGUUCACCAGCUCCCCGAAGAGGCUAUCCAGUCUCGGCCCAGCCCGUGAGGCCUGGCCUAACCCCGCGCUCCUCCUCGCUGACACAGCUCGUAUCUCCUAAUACCUCCACCACAAGCCUGCCGCUAUCUGAGCGCCUACCCAAUGGCGGACUACGCAGGCGACAGACAGGCGGUGCGCCGCCAAACGUCCCCGAUCCUAUACACGUACUCGAGGCUAUAAUGGGAGGGCCACCACGCAAUGGGCCGACAACAAACGGACAUGGUGUCGGAGAUAUGCUCGAGAAGCCGGAGCAGUUGGACGAGCAUGUUGAUUUCCAGGGCCUGAGCCUGCAAGACUUCGUCGCUGACAAGCCUGCUGAGCGACAGCCGCCCACUUCUGUACAUACAUAUAGCGCACAGUCAGUUGAAGAAUAUGACAAGGACAAGGACACGUUUGAGGACCUACACAAGUCCAUAUUGGCAUGCGAUGAAGUGCUCAAGUCGGUCGAAGCCAACCUUACAAAUUUCCAGUCUGAUCUCGAAGCCGUAUCUGCAGAGAUAGAGUCUCUCCAGAACCGAUCGAUUGCCCUCAAUACGAAGUUGGAAAAUCGCAAGGUGGUCGAGAAGCUGUUGGGUCCCGCUGUAGAAGACAUCAGCAUCUCUCCAGCUGUUGUGCGCAAGAUCGCUGAAGGGCCUGUUGAUGAGGGCUUUGUGAGUGCCCUUGCAGAAGUCGAAAAACGCUCCAAGACGAUCCGUGACAAAGCCCAAGAGAAUCCAGACUUGAUGGCUGUCAAGGACGUCAAACCUUUGCUAGACGAUCUCAUCCAUCGCGCCGUCGAGCGAGUACGAGACUACAUAGUGGCGCAGAUCAAGGCUGUCCGCUCCCCAUCUAUAAAUGCACAAGUCAUUCAGCAGCAGGCAUUCUUGAAAUUCAAAGACCUAUACGCAUUCCUCGCAAGACACCACGCAGAGCUCGCGCAGCAGAUUGCCCAGGCAUACAUCCACACAAUGCGCUGGUACUAUCUCAAUCAUUUCACACGCUAUAGAACAGCACUUGAGAAGAUCAAAGUACAUGCUAUGGACAGAUACGACAUCUUAGGCGAAGACCCAAGCGCUAGGAGAAGCGGCACGCUGCUCGGUCAAUCGCGGAACGCACCCACAUCCUAUGACGCCUUUUCACUUGGACGACGACGUGACGCGUUGAAAAGCUCCUCAGCCAAUGCUCUACCAGCAAACGUUGCUGAAGACGAAAAGUCACCCCACUAUCUUGAAGUCCCCUUCCGCAGCUUCAAUCUUGCCCUCAUCGACAACGCCUGCUUCGAGUACACCUUUGUCUCCGCAUACUUUGCUCCUGCACAAAACUUCCACGCCAUCUCGAGGACCUUUAAUUCCAUCUUUGAUCCCACACUCGCAGUAGGACAGGCAGUCACGAAGUCGCUCGUAGAAUCAACCACCGACACCCUUGGUAUCCUCCUCUGCGUGCGCCUCAACCAGCACUUCGCCUUUGAGCUCCAGCGGAGAAAAGUGCCAACAGUCGAGGGCUACAUCAACGCAACGAACAUGUUGCUCUGGCCGCGUUUCCAGCAGGUCUUCGACAUGCACUGCACUUCGCUCCAAAAAAUCACCGCCUCGCUACCCGGUCGCCCCUCCACAGGCGCAGCUCUGCUAUCCUCCGGCUCCUCUAGCGCGGCUUCCACAGCGCCGACGCCCCUCACGCAAAAGUUUGCAAACCUACUGCAAGGUAUACUGGCGCUCUCGUCAGAGGCAGGCGAUGACGAGCCCGUCAGCGUAUCUGUGGGACGACUGAGGAGCGAAUACGAAGCUUACCUCAGUAAGCUAAGCAAAGGGAUCAGCGAUGCUAGGAAGAAGGACAGGUUCCUCUGCAACAACUACAGUCUGGUGUGUACCAUACUUGCGGAUGUGGAGGGCAAGCUUGGGGAGGAGACGAGGGAGCGGUUUGAGAAGCUUAGGGAUUCUUUUGAUAAGUGA